AUGGCCAACUCUUCGGAUGUAUUGCUCUCCAAAUUGGAGACCAUUUCGUGGAUGUAUUCAAUCGACUGUCAGAUCCACGGAAAGGACACAACACUACUGAUUAAGUACAUAAUUGAAGAGGACUUCUAUGCGGUGAUGGUUACAGAUUUGACGCAAACCUACUUCGAGUGUCUGGAGGGCAAAGACAUCGACGAUCACUACCGGCGCUUCAAUAAGGGAGAAGUGAAACGCGAACGACUCGUCCAUCACCUGAAGUCGCUGUUGGCCGACGUGACCAAAGCCAACGAAUGGCACUUCGAGACACUUCUUGUCGAUUGUCACACCUCUCGACUCACACUGAAAGUGAAGAAUCAGAUGACAAUCUUGAAGUUCGACUGGAGUUUCUAUAUGAUCAGCACUAACCCCGAGACACUCUCCCGACACCUCACUCUCCCUCUCUUACGACUCGUGUCUUCACUCAAACACGGCGUCGAUGUCCUCAAGAAAGACAUUAAGGCUAAAGACAAACUGUUGGAACAAACGGAGACCAACGCCAAGAUUGACACCUUUUCGGACGACUCACUCGUCAAUAAGAUGGUCACCUUUCAGAGGAACUCGCAGUUGGGAUCCGAUGACAACUCUCUACUCUUAAGUCUCUUAAUUAAAGACCAAAUGAUUAAUUCUGUGCUAAGAAAUGCAGAAAUAGAUGACAAGGGUUUAGACAAUAGCACGAAUACUGCCAAAAAUAAUUGUCAGACAAAUGUCAAACAAAAUGACGACCAAAUCGCUAAUCAGAGUCAUUUGUCUAAAAGUAAAGAAUUGGUUUCUCAGACAUCACCGGAUACUCGGAAGAAGUCUCCCACCCGUCAGAGCAAGAAAUUAAAACUUUAACGCUUUUUGUUUUGCUAUUUGGAAGCCAUUACGAAAUGUG
Molecule: messenger RNA, 910 nt
Organism: Medioppia subpectinata
Lineage: Eukaryota; Metazoa; Arthropoda; Arachnida; Sarcoptiformes; Oppiidae
Source: the annotation of a GenBank genome assembly